Messenger RNA from Cheilinus undulatus (humphead wrasse), 3031 nucleotides. RefSeq names its product vesicle transport through interaction with t-SNAREs 1B (gene vti1b). Bases 119 to 799 code for a protein of 226 amino acids. Gene Ontology annotation, molecular function: SNAP receptor activity; SNARE binding. Gene Ontology annotation, cellular component: late endosome membrane; endoplasmic reticulum membrane; Golgi apparatus. Lineage: Eukaryota; Metazoa; Chordata; Actinopteri; Labriformes; Labridae. The transcript is spliced from 6 exons. Gene Ontology annotation, biological process: intra-Golgi vesicle-mediated transport; retrograde transport, endosome to Golgi; macroautophagy. The record is from RefSeq and is a predicted model, not a curated record.
AAGUCCCGGGGAUCUGAUUAGCACCAAAGCACAACAACUAGGUGAACUUCCAGCGGUGUCUCCAGUUGUUAACAUUUUUACAUCUAAAGACUGAAUAGUUUCUGAAUAAAAGGCGAAAAUGUCGUCGGAGGAAUUCGAGAAGCUGCAUGAGAUCUACAGAUCUCUGUAUGAUGAGCUGAAGUUGAUGCCGGAGAGAGCUCUGACAUGUCACGGAGAGGAGAGGAAGAGGUUGGUGAGAACCUUCGAUGAGAGGCAGGGGGAGGCUGAGGAAGUGUUACAAGGAAUGGAAGAGGAGCUGCGAGCGGCACCUCCCUCCCACAGAAACGCUAUGAACAUAAAGCUACGCAUGUACCGCAGAGAUCUGGGCAAGCUGCAGAGAGACAUGAAAAUCUCUGCUCCGGGCUCUGGUUCUUCUUCAAUGCCAGUGGGAGGAAGCCAUCAGGGCAUCUAUUCAUCACAAAACCAGCAGAGUACACACCUGCAGUCCCAGAGGGCCUUGCUGCUUCAGGGCACAGAGGCUCUGAACAACGCAAGCCAGAGCAUCGAACGAAGUCAGCGCAUUGCCAAUGAGACGGAGCAGAUCGGCACCGACAUCAUCGAGGAGCUGGGAGAGCAGAGAGAGCAGCUGGACCGAACCAGAAACAGAUUGGUGAACACUGGAGAAAACCUCAGUAAAAGUCGAAAAAUUCUCCGUUCCAUGGCCCGGCGGCUGGUGACAAACAAGCUGCUGUUAGCGGUUAUCAUUUUAAUGGAGUUAGCCAUCCUAGGAGCUGUGGUUUACCUGAAGUUCUUCCGAUGAUGAGCAAACUCUCUACAGACUCUACAUCUGUCUCCUCUGACCAUUUACGAGCAAUAAUGAUGUUCUUCUGUGCAAAUAAUCACAAUGAGACACUCUUCUAUCUUAAGAAGGAUUCUGUCCAUGAUUCAUUCGAUUAAGAGUGACAAAUGUGGAAGCUGUUUACGGACCAAAUCUACAACAUCUCCAUGGAUGGACCGUGAGCUGAGAUUUGCACUGUUUUAUCAAACUUUUAAUACCAAGGAUGCCCUGCAGGAUUGUUCUGGCUGCUACAGAAACCCAGAGAUGAUUCUGCACCAGGAUUUAUGAAAGCCUGAGUACUAAUGCCCAUGUUUUGAGAUCCUGGGGUUGUCCUAAUAUCCCAUAAUCUUCAGUACCUAGUUUAAAAUGGUACUGCUUCAGCUAUUUGAAGGAUCCAUUUUGACAAGUAUAGAUGUUUUUAAGAAACUACUUCUAGUUCAUAAGAGAGGUGGGUAAAGGUCCAUCUAAAAUCCCAAGCAAACUCUUGCACACUGCAUGAAUUGAACAGAUUUGUGCAAUCAGACUUUGUGUUGGAUUUUGGUUGUAUUUUACCCAAUAAUGAGUGCCAAGGACUUUUACUUUGAUAUGAAGAAGGCCUCAGUGAAUCCUAUAACAGUUACUGAUCUGACCUGGAUUUGGUGGUUCUUUAUGGUUAAGGAUACUCUACCAGUACCUCGAAAAACAAUAGUUUUAUGCAUUUACCUUUUCUAUCUGUAACUACAGUAUGUGAUGAGAUGGCACCAGCUGAAUCUUUUCUGCUUUGAUUUCAUGUCAAAUAUCCAAAUGGUUGUAGAGAUUCUGAGAGUAAAGGCAAAAUUCCUCUGAGCUGUGAAUGUGAAACUAGGGGGAGCUCUUAAGUCCAGUUCAUACCAAAGUAUUCAUGAUGCAACAAGACUGUUUUUGCAAGGGACAAAUGCAGCAUGGAUCAGGUUUUGUCUGGUAUUUAGUUUGUCAAGUUGCCAGCCACUCAUUCUAAAAGCCACGGCGUGUCAUGUUUCAACAGCCAAUCAGCACUCUGCAUCAGUGGUUAUUGCUCACUUGUUGCCAAGAAGCACAGCGGGAUCAUGAGCCAUUCCCCAGUGAAAUACAGUCUGGCUUGAGUAGUGUGUCCUCUGCUUUUAAGAGGUGACACAAACUCCUCUAAAACCAAUCUGGGAAUGACUGGGAUAAAUUGUUUGAAGCUCCCUGGGUUUCUGUUAAAGCACCCAAUGGCAGCCUUUUUUAAAUGUUUUUAAUAAACUUUCAGAAGACAAAGAAGAACAUAACAAAUGGCUCACACAUUCAAAUUCAUGAAGGCGAAAGGCUUAGAAUUCAUGUCCCAAACAGAAAUAGGACUGUCAGCAUUAAUCUGUUAAUAAAGGUCCAUAAUUAGAGUAUUAAUAGUUGUUAAUCAUUAAUCACUUUAUUGUCCUUUAUUCAUACAUAGGAAAGGUCCCAUCCAUGGGUGCAUGGAUGGAUAAAUGAAUAAAUAAAUGAAUGGAUGCUUCCUUGGAUGUAUGCAUGGAUGCAUAGAUGAUGGAUGCAUCCAUGAAUGGAUGGAUACAUGGAUUGGUUGAUAGAAGGAUGGAUGCUUCCUUGGAUGGUUGGAUGCAUGGAUAAAUGAUAGAAUGAAUGGAUUGUUGGGUGGAUGGGUGCAUAGAUUGAUUCUUGGAUUGAUGAAUGGAUGGAUAGAUGAAUGAAUGGAUGGCUGCUGAACAAGUGGAUGCAUAGAUUGAUUCUUCAAUGAUGCAUGGAUGGAUGCAUGAAUUGAAUGAUAGAAGGAUGGAUGCUUCCUUGGACGGUUGGAUGCAUUGAUGUCAGCCCAAUAGAAUAGACUUUCAAGCACAGAAAGUUUGUGUUUUGUGAUGUUUCUGCUUUUUAACAAAAGCAGAAUUACAACUGCAGCAAGCAGCACACUAUCACUGUCAUUCAUAUAGCGCACUACAAGCUAUCUGCAGGCUGGAAAACCAGGAGAAAAAACUGAAGCACAGAGCAUGGUCUCCUCUUGUAGCUGUGGUGUGAAUUGACUUCUAAAAUGUUGAAGACUGGCCUGAUACAAGUAGUUGCAAGUUCACACUUGUUGCAGAUCUUUGGUCUGAACUGGGCUUUAUUAAUUGCAAUGUUCUUAACAGUUAUUAAUAUUGUCAAAUCACUGUAUUAUACAGAAUUUCUGUUUGAAGAAGGCUCAAAUAUUCUUUAUUUAACAGUCUACAUUAAAUCUAAUCUUUAACCUCA